AUGACGGAAAGAAUUGACAACUACCGACCUCUGAAAUCUCAAAACAGUGACUAUAUGCGGAAGUCGGACUUCACACGAUCAGCUGAUAGCACGGACGGACAGCGAUCGGCGUAUGCAAGGGGCGGAUCAGAUCAAGUCAAAAUGACGAGGGAUUAUGAGAAAGCGCAAGCUGGUGGAUAUGCUGCUCACGCCGACGAGGAAGAACACCGUGUAACAAGACCGGAGAUGAAUUACCAUGCCAAGACGGGCGCUAACGUUAGCAAGUUGAAGCACAUGUUUAUGUCGAUGACGGAUGAACCAGCUGCCGCGACUGGUGGUACAAAAGCAACUAUACCUAGUAGCAGGGCUAGGAGUGGUAGUUGGGCUGCAAGUACCCAAGUUGGUCCUGCUGGACCAGUGGAUUCUGUUCAAGAUCGACCAAAGCGUGAUAGUUACCACUCAGCUGAUCCAAAACAGGAGACAAGAGUUGCCAGACACCAUGUACAUGUACAACAAGACACAAACCGUAAUACCACUGUUCAGCAGCAAGGUGAAAAUAAAGCAAGUCCAGAGGAAUUGCCAGUUGAUCUACGUGCCCGCUUUACUAGUGCUAGAGCUUUGUUUGAAAAAGUUACCAAUAGUCCACCAAUGAGGAAGAAAGCUUAUGGUGCCAGCCCCCCAGCCAGUCCCCCAGUUACAAAGAAGCGAUACACUGGAUCAGCAGAUGCGCAGCGGCCACACGAAUUGUUUAAUCGUUCUACUGCAACAAGAAGUGGAUCAUAUGAAAAUUUGAAUCAGUCUAGGCAUCCAAAAAAAGAAGUUGGUCCGGAUUGGAAACCAACCAAACCAGUUACCAUAAUAUCACCUGAUCGGUAUACCAGCAUCACAGGUCUAACAAUAACUGGUGAACCUGUAAAACAAACCGCUCCUAUACAACCACCCCAAGUAGUCUCUACAGACACAACCACUGUCACCCAACCAUCAAGCAAAUCAUAUAUUGAACCAAAAUCAGCAUCCUUGCCUGACAGGUACACGGGUGGUGGUGGUGUUGGCGGCUGGUCUCGUACACCGAAGCAGUCAUCAUAUUCUCCAUCAGAGAUUAUUUCAUUGAAUAAAAAUGACCCGGAUAUUUACCCAGACUUUGACGAUGACUCUAGUUCCAUGAGUAAAGAUGAUACUUCAACUCCGGAUACAUCACCAAGCCGCAAACCGGGUCCACGGAUUGAUGCUUCUCAGGUUAUUGCAAGUCAUUUGCAUAUUUCGGAAUCCAGUGCAACCUCUUCAUCAGAUUCCUCUCCAGCUCACAAACCCCAAGCGGUGACUACAUACGUACCCAGAGACGCCCAGGGAGUACAGAAGCGCAGUUACGUACAAGUGCCUGAUUUGCCGCCAACUCCACCGGAUGAUAUGGAUGUUGGACCAUCUAUGCCGACGGAGAAUAGAGCAUCAGUGGAGUGUUUAGUGAAAAGAUUUCAAGGAAGUACAGAAAGUCUAGAGGAACCAGGUCCAAGUGGAUCGGAAGUGACUGAACAUUAUAUAGUUGUUAGAGAAAGUGACACACUUGAGUCAAAAAGAGAAAUAUCUAAUGCAUCUGAAGCUAUUAUCUUACGAGACAAUAGACCUGAGAUUCCAUUAUCUCCUGUGGGGGGCAGUGAUAUUGAUUUGAAAGUGAGGAGAAAGUCGCUGGAAGAGGAGAUGCAUGUCCCAAAAGAUACAUAUCAAACGGCCGAUGCUGGGAUGCGCUUUCCCAGAUCUGAUCCUUUCACUGAGGAGGUUGUGUCUCACGGUGUAAGGAGACCCAGUUAUUCAUCGGAUGAGGAGCAAAGUGAUGCAGCAUCUGAUUCCGCAGAGCCGAGUCGUAGCAGCAAUGAAGAGUCAUUUGACGAGGAGGAUAAUGGGAAGAUAGAGGAUGAUUCACUGUUUCAGGAGGCUGAUGCAUUGGCAUAUCUUAAAUACGAAGAUGAGAUAGAAGGUUUGCCAGUGGAUGUUUAUAAAGACCGAAAAGUUCAGUUCAGUCACAGUCCGAUUAGGGUAUAUGCCACUUAUGCAAUUGAAGACUAUGAUCGAAGAAAUGAUGAUGUUGAUCCUGUGGCAGCGUCUGCCGAGUACGAACUUGAAAAGCGCGUGGACCGCAUGGAUGUCUUCCCUGUUGAAUUGGAAAAGGGUCAGGAAGGGUUGGGUCUUAGUAUUAUAGGGAUGGGGGUGGGAGCUGAUGCUGGGUUGGAGAAACUGGGAAUUUUUAUCAAGACAAUUACUGAAAAUGGUGCUGCUUUCAAAGACAAUAGGAUUCAAGUGAAUGACCAAAUUAUUGAAGUGGACGGUAAAAGUCUUGUUGGUGUCACACAAAGUUAUGCUGCUCAGGUUCUUAAGAAUACAAGUGGCAAAGUGAGGUUUUUGAUUGGUAGGGAAAAAGUGCAAGAUGGCACCAGUGAAGUAGCCAGACUUAUCCAGCAAUCAAUUAAACAAGAACAAGUUGCAUACAGAAGAGGAGAGGAACCUGAGUCUGUGGUAAAGCUGCAUUCCCCUGAAGCGUCUUCCGAUGAUGAACAGUUCGUCCAAGAAACAUUUGAGCUUGACGAGAGUAGCGGCAGUGCCUGUAGCAGUGGUGUACUCUCCCCACAGGAAGACGACAUUCACGCUUUAAGGGUGCGCUUAAAAGAAGAACAGUACAAGAACGCAGUUAAUGAGGCUGAGAUGGCUAAGCUUAAAAUUCAGCUUCUUCAUAUGCAACAGCGAGAGGAAGAACAAUUUACUUCCAAAUCAGUGAGUAGUGAAUCCUUUGAUUUAUUGGUGAGGUAG
Molecule: messenger RNA, 2778 nt
Organism: Saccoglossus kowalevskii
Lineage: Eukaryota; Metazoa; Hemichordata; Enteropneusta; Harrimaniidae
Biological process (GO): actin filament organization; calcium-mediated signaling; neuron projection development
Cellular component (GO): postsynaptic density; actin cytoskeleton; dendrite
Molecular function (GO): actin filament binding
Source: RefSeq, a predicted model, not a curated record